Molecule: messenger RNA, 838 nt
Organism: Symbiodinium pilosum
Lineage: Eukaryota; Dinophyceae; Suessiales; Symbiodiniaceae
Source: the annotation of a GenBank genome assembly
AUGGAUGAGGAGCGAUACCAGCUCCUUGGGGAUUCGUCCCUGUAUACCAAAAGUGGGAAGAAGAAGAGGCCCCUGAAGGGGGAACUCGAGCAGAUGCUGGGGGCCCCCACGGAAGUCACUUACAAGGCGGGGGGUGGAGCGUCCUACAUCCUGGAGGCCCUCAAGGCAAUGCCCCGCUGCCGCUGUCUGGGAAUUUCCUACUUUGGCAACGAUGUGCUCCGCGGCAACCUCAAGCGGUGGCAGUUGGAAACGUGGGCACAGAUCGUUGAUAUAGCGCACGUCAAGGCUGAUUACGUGGUCUUCCUUGUGGCUGGCUCCUAUGAGCGAUAUCGCGGGACGUUGUUGGACCCGAGGCCCGCGUACGACGAUAACCUGGAGGAAAUUAGACACUUCCUGCGAAUGCGAGAGUGCGAUGUGACCUCCGGUCGCAAAGACAUCCGCCAAUGGCCUCUGGCGGACGAUGAGGUGCAUUUCGCAUCCUCUGCCAAAGAGGACAUUUGUUGUUUCUGGAAGAAGUCCUUUGACCGCAUGUGUCCUCCGGAAGACCGCCCACGUUAUCCCACCCGUGGCGAGCGCAAGAGGCAGCGUGAGGCCGCGCACGUUGAGCACGCUGGGCCCCAUGAAGAUGAGCCUCACUGGCAUAAUCACUGGAGGCAUCAGACAACUUGGGAUAGUAACGACGGAUGGUGGCAGCAACGUUCCCAGAACGGGCAAAGCAGUCGGCACGACGCCCGAGGAUACGAAGACCAAGAGCUCCAUCGCGGCGAUUCCAAGCGGCGACGAACCUCCGGCUCAGACACUGUCGAGGAGUGGCCUGCAAGCUGGUGGGAUAGGGAUG